AUGAUUGAGGACCAUGGGAUUUCAAAUUCUCAAACAGAAUUGUUGAAAGAAGUGUUUGCUGCUGCUAAAAUCCAGAAUCCAAAAAAUAGACGUUACUCGGAAAACUGGAUGUUGUUAUGCUUACUUUUUCAAAUUCGUUCAUCAUCUGGAUACAAAUUUCUAAGGAAUCAAAAGUUGUUACCCCUACCAUGUGUAGAUACAAUAAGAAAGAAUUUAUUAGCAAUUAAAGGGGAAUGUGGUUUUGACAACAGCUUUUUUAAGUUGUUGAAAAAAAAAUUUGUACAUAAAACUAUUGAUCAAAAAAAGGGAAUAUUACUACUAAACGAAGUAUUUUCAAGAACAAGCUUAAGUGUUAAUAGUAGGAACCUUACCUACACUGGUUUAGAAGAUUUCGGAAAUAAAAUUUAUAGUAAAACUGAAAGUUCUGAGUUAGCUGACCACGGUCUUGAUUUUAUGUGGCAAAGUUUAGCUGACAAUGUCACUCAGCCUAUAGCAGUCUUCGCCUCAAAAGGACCAGUUAAAGGCGUUGAAUUAGCUCAGUUAGUCUUGAGGGCUAUCUUAUUACUGGAAGACGCUGGACUACAAGUACUAGGUUUGACAUGUGACGGAGCUUCAACAAAUAAAACCAUGUGUAAGACAUUUGGUAUAAGUGGGAUUCAAUCAGAAUUCAAUAAUUCUUUUGAUAAUCCUUUUGACGAGAGUCGUAAAGUCUUCGUGUUUUUUGAUGCUCCUCGCAUUAUCAAAAACAUCAGAAACCGACUGGUACAGAAUAAACAGUUAAAAUUACAUCAUAGUAAAAAUUGUAUAAAAUGGGAACAUUACUGUAAGGUACUAGAAAACGACUCAAAGUUUAUACUUAAAGUAUGUCCCAAGAUAACAAAGAGCCAUAUAGAACUUAACAAUCUUUCAAAAAUGAAAGUUAAGUAUGCCACGCAGCCACCCAAAAAUGGAAACUGUUCAUUAUCUGGAGAUUCUGAUUACAUACCACAUAUAAGUAUUGGUGACUUAAAAGAUGCAAUGAAAGAAAACCACACAAAUUAG
Macrosiphum euphorbiae (potato aphid) is the source of this 1041-nucleotide messenger RNA. The record is from the annotation of a GenBank genome assembly. Lineage: Eukaryota; Metazoa; Arthropoda; Insecta; Hemiptera; Aphididae.